CCCAUUCCUCAAGUUCAUCUUGAAGACCCCCUUCUCAGCUCUACAGCGAGUCUUCAGAGGGGUAAGGGCGGCGUCGGCUGUGUGACCUGGAACGAUGGUACCCGGAGUUGGCAAGUGGCAGGAGCAAUUACCUGAGCAGCAGGCACAGUGCUGAAGACUUCAUACCUCAUUUAAUCUGCAUAACCCCUGCGAGUGGAGCGAUGUUAUCCUCACUUCAAUGAUUGAGAAAGUUGAGACUCACAGAACAUAAAUGUUUUACUUAUUGAGGCUACAUACCUAUGUUUUAAGGUUAUAAAAUACCCAGAAACUUAUUAGGGGAGUUUUCGCUAGAAAGAGGGUUACAUCACUUUGCAGUGUAUCCUGUCAUUAGUGACCCGCCUUCCCAACUAGACUGGGGACACUCUCUACUGCCGAAGUACCUUCACUCACAGUCACCUCGUAAAGCAGGAUUAGUUACCUCUAGCGUAGAACUUAGAAAGGUUGGGAAGACAUAGAUGUGUUCUUUCCCUUUAAGAAGACAACUGGAUGGGUGAGAGGGCACAGCUGGCAAAGGUACUUGUCCCCAGGCCUGACUCCAAGACUAUGUACAGAAGGGCGGGGACCGCAGCCCACACUCACUGCCACCCCCAAUAAAUAAAAUUCAAAAAUAAAAACUCAGCUAUGAGGGCAACAUGGGCUCUGGAUGAGAAGUGAAAAGGUUAAGUACAAACGAUCUCUCUAAUCUGAAGCAUAGCUAUAUAUCCGUAAAUACGGCAAUAUAACUGAACUCAGUGAAAUGUGCUCAGUAAAAGUCUGAAGACUGCUCUGUGGAGAACGUGCGUGCGAGAUAACACGAAAGUGGUUUUGUAUACACAGCGAGGAUAGGAGAACACUGACCCGGAUCUGUCAUUUCAUUCAUAAGGGAAAAGGAUCUCAAAUGAGGUCGAUUUCAACACACCAAGCCAAACAGCUAGUAAACCGCCCACGAACAAGGAAAACUUUUUACUCGUCAUCCUUCAGAUGCAAAUAGCACAUUAACAUAUGCACCAGUUGUGCAAGCAGAAAGUCCCAGACCUUCCAUCGCAAAGAGGAGGAGCCAAAGAUCCUGACAGGACUAACAGGGCCUCAGAACCCGCCUGGGGACUUCCUGUUGUCAUGGACUCGGGAUUAGUCCUGUAUGAGCUCACUUGGAGAAAGGCAGACUCCGGGGUGGGAGCGCAGGACCGGCAGGCUCUGCGGAGUGGCACCCGUCCUUGUGUUUGGGACACAUGAUCUCUUGAGGCUCCCUAUGCUGAGACUGUGCUUUCUCCUCAGUUUCAUGUGCUUGGUGAAAUCAGAUACGGAUGAAACAUGCCCGUCCUUCACCAGGCUGAGCUUCCACAGUGCAGUGGUUGGUACAGGGCUCUCCGUGAGACUGAUGCUCUACACACAGAGAGACCAGACCUGCGCACAAGUCAUCAACUCCACAGCCCUGGGGAGCUUAAAUGUGACCAAGAAAACCACGUUUAUUAUCCAUGGUUUCCGGCCAACCGGCUCUCCUCCGGUUUGGAUGGAGGAGUUGGUACAGAGUUUGAUCAGUGUACAAGAGAUGAAUGUGGUGGUUGUUGAUUGGAAUCGAGGAGCUACGACUGUGAUAUACCCCCAUGCUUCUAGCAAGACCAGAAAAGUAGCUCUGAUUUUGAAGGAAUUUAUCGACCAGAUGCUGGCCAAAGGAGCUUCUCUGGACAACAUUUACAUGAUUGGAGUAAGUCUAGGAGCCCACAUAGCUGGAUUUGUUGGAGAAAUGUAUUCCGGGAAGCUGGGGAGAAUCACAGGUCUUGACCCUGCAGGCCCUUUAUUCAACGGGAGACCUCCUGAGGACAGAUUAGAUCCCAGCGACGCACAGUUCGUGGACGUCAUCCACUCGGACACUGACGCACUGGGCUACAGGGAAGCACUAGGGCACAUAGACUUCUAUCCGAACGGAGGACUAGAUCAACCGGGGUGCCCCAAGACAAUAUUUGGAGGUAUAAAGUACUUCAAGUGUGACCACCAGAUGUCCGUCUUCCUGUACCUUGCAUCCCUGCAAAAUAACUGCUCCAUCACAGCCUAUCCCUGCGACUCCUAUCGGGAUUAUAGGAACGGCAAGUGUGUCAGCUGUGGUGCUGGACACAUCGUGUCCUGUCCCAGUCUCGGCUACUAUGCUGACAACUGGAGAGAGUACUUAUGGGACAGAGAUCCUCCGAUGACGAAGGCGUUCUUCGACACGGCUGAGACAAAGCCAUACUGCAUCUAUCAUUAUUUUGUGGACAUCAUAUCUUGGAACAAGAGCGUGAGAAGAGGGUUCAUUACAAUCAAGCUGAGAGGCGAAGAUGGAAAUAUCACAGAAUCCAAAAUUGAUCAUGAGCCAUCUGCAUUCCAGAAGUACCAUCAAGUGAGUCUUCUCGCAAGAUUUAAUCGAGAUCUGGAUAAAGUGGCAGAAAUUUCCUUGUUGUUCUCCACAAAGUCUGUAGUGGGCCCAAAGUACAAGCUCAGGGUCCUGCGAAUGAAGCUGAGGUCCCUGGCCCAUCCAGACAGGAAUGAAACCCUAACUAGGAAGUUGGCACCAGGGACUGAGAUGUUGCUGUGAUGGGCCUGAUCGUGCUUUUGUUUGGACGACUGUGGAUUUUAGAACUUUGGAUUUGGGAAAUAGUGGGAUAGUGGGAUGCUUUAACUGGGGCUAAUGGGCCAUCUUGGUAGGACUAUGGAAGACAUGGACGCUGAGAGUGAUUUGAACUGGGUGGAGCUUGAGCAUAGAUCCUAAAGCCGGCCCACAUAGGGACACACUCCCUCCAACAAGGUCACACCCCCAACAGUGCCACUCCCUUUGGGCUGAACAUACUCAAACCACCACACUAUCCUGUUGCCUGUUGCGUUAGAAACAGCUGCUCGGGGCUGGAGAGAUGGCUCAGUGGUUAAGAGCACCCGACUGCUCUUCCGGAGGUCAUGAGUUCAAUUCCCAGCAACCACAUGGUGGUUCACAACCAUCUGUAAAGAGAUCUGAUGCCCUCUUCUGGUGUAUCUGAAGACAGCUACAGUGUACUUAUAUAUAAUAAAUGAAUAAAUCUAAAAAGAAAAAAAAAAAAAA
Molecule: messenger RNA, 3085 nt
Organism: Rattus norvegicus (Norway rat)
Lineage: Eukaryota; Metazoa; Chordata; Mammalia; Rodentia; Muridae
Gene: Liph
Product: lipase H
Biological process (GO): phosphatidic acid biosynthetic process; lipid catabolic process; lipid metabolic process
Cellular component (GO): extracellular region; plasma membrane
Molecular function (GO): glycerophospholipase activity; lipase activity; carboxylic ester hydrolase activity
Source: RefSeq, a predicted model, not a curated record